CAGACGAUGCCUCCACGCUGGAAUCAUCGAAAGUCCUCCACAGGCUGCACUCGCUGCAAGGCUCGCAAGGUUAAGUGCGACGAGAAGCGACCGCGAUGCAGCCACUGCGCUCGCCAUAAUGUAGACUGCGAAUACGCGACUCUGCCGACGCGAGUCUAUAACCUAGACCAGCGUGACCAGCGUGCGAUCCCCCAAAGCUCCAGAAGACAGCUCAUUCAAAAUAACCCCAAGCCGGCGCUGCGCGCGCCAGAAAUGGGGGCCAUGCGCAUCCUCGAGCUGCGACUGAUGCACCACUGGGUCACGGAGACAGCCGGUACAAUGAGCUCGGCGCAGGUGUCCUCGGUCCGCGACAUGUGGGGAAUGUCGGUGCCGCAGAUGGCGUUUGAGUAUGAGCCGCUCCUGCACACCCUCCUCGCCCUCGGGGCCGCGCACCGCGCAACCCUUCUCCCGCAGGAGGCCAACCAACUGCGCCCCGUGUACCAUGGCUACAUCGACUCCGCGCUGCAGCGGCAUCGUCAGCUCACCGCGAACCUCGACACCGCGGCCUCCGAGUCGACCUGUCUCAACGCCGUGCUAAUCUCCCUCUACACCCUUUUCCUGCGGUCGGAGGCAUCCACGGGGCCCUACGAGCCGCCGCUACUAUGGAUGUCGAUGCAAAGGGGCAUCCGAACGGUCAUGAGAACUGUUUAUCACCAACUCAUCCGGUCUAACUCCCUCUUAUGUCCGCUCCUACUGGCGCAGCCCACGCUCUGGGACUUGCAACGUGGAGGACACGUCUAUACGGGCCCCUUUAAGCCCUUCCACUUUCUACUUGAUUAUCGCCCCGGUCAGGAGGAGGUAGAUAACGAGACAGCCGAGACCUACCAACAGGCCGUGGCGUAUCUCGAAAACCUUUAUAUUUCUGUGCAGCUGGGCGAGACCGGGUUUGUGGUCCGGAAGAUGUUCAACGGGUUUCCGGCUGUUCUUCCCAUGCGCUUUAUUGAACUCAUUUCUCACCGACGUCCGCGUGCUCUCGUCAUCCUCGCUCAUCUUUUUGCUUGCGCGAAGAGCUCCGAGGAUAUCUGGUGGCUGAGGGGGAUUCCGGAGCGAGAGAUCAACGGGAUCAAUAGUAUCAUACCCCCGGAAUGGGAGUGGACCAUGACCUGGCCGCUGCAAGUUAUUUCUGCACAGGAUACUAGCAGUGGCUUGCCGACACCUGCGAUGACUCCCCAGUCAAUAGAUGAGCUCUCAUAA
Molecule: messenger RNA, 1233 nt
Organism: Penicillium alfredii
Lineage: Eukaryota; Fungi; Ascomycota; Eurotiomycetes; Eurotiales; Aspergillaceae
Product: Zn(II)2Cys6 transcription factor domain-containing protein
Exons: 2
Biological process (GO): regulation of transcription by RNA polymerase II
Molecular function (GO): DNA-binding transcription activator activity, RNA polymerase II-specific; zinc ion binding
Source: RefSeq, a predicted model, not a curated record